Messenger RNA from Oreochromis aureus, 3235 nucleotides. It is a transcript of the gene ripk3, whose product is annotated as receptor-interacting serine-threonine kinase 3. Gene Ontology annotation, biological process: protein phosphorylation. NCBI's taxonomy places the organism in Eukaryota, Metazoa, Chordata, Actinopteri, Cichliformes, Cichlidae. The record is from RefSeq and is a predicted model, not a curated record. The coding region runs from base 239 to 1759 and encodes 506 amino acids. The transcript is spliced from 14 exons. Gene Ontology annotation, molecular function: JUN kinase kinase kinase activity; ATP binding.
GAGCGAGGCCCGGGUUGUCACGUCUUGCUGGGUCACGAUACCGCCUGUAGUAACACCCUGAUGAUAAUAACCCUGCCGAGGCCGCGCACGGCUGCAAGGGAGAAAUACCGGACACAGAAAGAAUUUACGGUCCGGCCUCUAGUAGAGAGUAGAAAGUCACUGAAUGAGCAUGAGGGGUUUCACACUUACUCGGUAUGAUUGAAUGAUGACGGAGAGGAGCAAAUAACUAAGGUGAACUAUGGCACUGCGCAGCUCUCCCACUCACGUGGAGAUUGGAGACUCUGAUCUGGAUGACUGGGAAGUAAAAGGCUCUGGUGGUUUUGGACAAGUCUACAAGGCCAGACAUCAAAAGUGGUGCUGCGAUGUGGCCGUUAAACUUCUCCACGAUGACGAUGGGACCAGUUCAUCCUUGCUGCGUGAAGUCAGAAUGAUGUGUAAAGGAAGCAGCCCAUACGUCAUUCCAGUCCUUGGGGUCUUUAAAGGUCAUAGUCCCUCUUCUGGACCAGUAAAGCUUGGGCUGGUCAUGGAGUUCAUGGAGAGAGGAUCACUGGCCAACCUGCAGAGAUCUUUACAAGGACCCCCGCCCUGGCCGCUGGCCUUCAGACUGACCCACCAGGUGGCCCUAGGUAUAAACUUCCUCCACAAUCUCUCUCCUGCUCUGCUGCACCUGGACCUAAAGCCGAGCAACGUGCUGCUGGACUCCUUUCUGAAUGCCAAGCUUACAGAUUUCGGCCUUGCCAAGUUUUCCCAAAGUGUCACACGGAAAUCUAAGAAGCACAGCGACGAAGAAGAAGGGGGAACUAUCAGCUACAUGCCCCCAGAGGCAUUUAGCAUCUCAUACAACCCAACUCGGGCAUCUGAUAUCUACAGCUAUGGUAUACUGUUGUGGUCCAUCGUCACAGGAAAAGAACCAUAUCCACAUGCAAUGUCCAGCAUAGUUCGUCUCCGCAUCCCGCAGGGGGACCGUCCAUCGCUGGACGAGAUCCGUUGUCUGGCUGCAGGGCGUGCCGGGUUAGCACGACUAAUGGAGCUCAUGCAGAGAUGCUGGGAGGCUAAACCUGCUCAAAGACCCACUUCUCAUGUGUGCACAAUUGUGACAGAAGAGCUGUAUAAGAUGCACAAACGUGCAAUUAUUGACGCCGUUCAUGGAGUGCUGAAGAAACUGGACCAGACGGAAUCAGAGGAAAUGACUGAGCAGUUUGAGAGGUUCUGUAUUGCUCAGUCUGCAGCAAGCACCAUAGUGAAACCUGCAAACAUUUGUGAAGAUGUCCCUACAGGGCGCCCGCCCAUUCAGGAAGUGGCUGGCAGUUGGUCUGCAAAUCAAAGAGACAACACAAGAGUCAAAGAAUCGCCUUCACAUCGAACUGCCAAUGUGUCUCAGGUGGACCAUCCCCACUCAGCAGGCUAUAAAAUUAAACCAUCCUCUGUUCAGCCCAUUCAGUCGCAGCCCCCGUCAGCUCCUUCGAGGAAGCCGCAGAAUGGAUCACUGAAAGGCAUGCGCCCACCUUUUAAGCAAAACCAUUUCUCUCAGUACCAGCGUCAGUCCUCCAGCCCUGGGAAUUUCUGCUAUCCUGCCGCACCUAGAGUCAACAUGCGCUUCUGCAAUGUAGUUGGAUUACAACUUGGCGACAACAACACCAUGCACAUCUGCGCCACAGAUCCUCUAGAGCGGAAGAGGCACCCAACAGCACCAUCUACCGUUAACGUCCCUCCGCCACACUUGGGAGGCUGGGGGAACAUGGCUGGAGGAGUUGGCUGAGCGUAUUCUCUAAUCUUCCCUCUUUUUUUUUAGCUUCUCAAAUUUGAGAUCAUAUUUAAGGUUUUUUUUUUGGUUUUUUGCAUGUUUGUUUUUUAAAAUCUGUUGUAGUAGAUUUUUAUAUCUGGGCAGGUUUCCGAAAAAGCUUUUUGUUUUCUACUAUUUUCUGUAUUUAUUCUGUUUAUUUUGUUUGAGAUGCUGAAACCAGUGAAAAAAAAGAUCACACCUUUCUUUUGCACUGUCAGCAGUACAAUUAUGGGCCAAGUCUGGUCAUAUGGUUGAUGCUUUUUCAUCAACUGUGGUCAACAAAUAUCCAAAGCGGCGGUGCCAGGAGAUCAUCUUGAGCCAGAAAUCGCCUUAACGAUAGACUGACUAUUAAUCACAACAAGUCAAUAUGUGUUUUAAAACCAAACGCAGGAUUUGCAUUGAUGCAUCGGUCUCCAACUCCAGGCCUCAAGGGCCGGUGUCCUGCAGGUUUUAGAUGUGUCCUUGAUUCAACACAGCUGAUUUAAAUGGCUAAAUUACCUCCUCAACAUGUCUUGAAGUUCUGGUAAUGAACUAAUCAUUUGAUUCAGGUGUGUUGACCCAGGGUGAUAUCCAGCGUUGGGGAGUAACGGAAUACAUGUACCGCCGUUACUUAUGUUUGCUUACACAUGCUGAUUUGUUGGUGCGUUACGUGUAGCUGAGAUGUUAAAAAAUAAAAGAAGCUGCAUUAGUAAGGUUUGAAUAGCAGGUGGGUCAGAGAAGUGUGUCUGGGACCACAUUAGGAAUAUCCACUCUUAAAUAAUAGAGAGUGGAUUUUAAGUCGAAACUUUUCUCUUACAGUGAUAAACUGCAUGUACAGUGUCCUCAUUAUUUAAUUUUUUUUCUAUACACAUGCUUUUUCUUCAUUACAUUUUAAAAGUCACUUAUAUUAAAGUGUCAGCUUAACCUAAAUUUCAAUCAAGAAUUUUUGUUUUUUGUUUCUUGCUCAAGAAACACAUUUUUCACUGUGCUGAAGCGUGACGUAGCUUCAAUGAAGUGCUGGAACAAUGCUGUGUGAAAUAUUUAUUUGGUAUGGUUGUGUUGUAUGUGUGCAAUGUUCUCAUAUUAGGAUGGUUUUUAUUUGAACUGUGCCAUUUUUUUUAGCUGAAAUCAUCCUAAUGUGUAUCUGAUUUAUUUUAAAUGAUGGGUAGGUAAUGUCCCGAAACUGGACAUUUUAGAUAAUGGGACGCAAAAAACAUUUAUUGUUUUGAGUCCGACAUGUUGUAAUUUCAGAUUUUUAUCUCAAAACUUACAGUUAAAUCUCUCAAAAUUUCUACUUAUUCAAAAGUUUGAAUCAGUAAUUUACAAUUUUGAGAUAAUAACUUGAAAUGUAAACUUUAUGUUUAGUGUUAAUUUUUUUCCUGUGAACUUUGUGUGGAAAGAAAAAGGAAAAAUUCUGAUGUUACUUUAAAGAAAAAAACCCCCUGACAAGUUAAUAAAUAUACUAAGAAGUUA